AUGUCUGCAGCAACAAAAGAUGUUCUUAGCCGCGUGCAGCGGAUGAUCCCGCCCAUGCUCGAGAAGUUCCACAAAGGGCAACUGGGCCGCGUCGGCGUCCUCGGCGGCAGCGUUGACUACACCGGAGCGCCCUACUUCUCGGCCAUGGCUAGUGCCAGACUCGGCUGCGACAUGUCCCACGUCAUCUGCACACCCGGUGCCGCCUCGGUGAUCAAGACGUACUCGCCCAACCUCAUGGUGCACCCCCUCAUGCGGCAGACGCCGUCAGACGCGGCGCCCGACGGCUCCCGGAACGCCCACACGGACGCGGGGGCAGUCGCCGGCCCCAUCAUCGACAUGCUCGCCCGCCUGCACGUGCUCGUCAUCGGGCCCGGCCUCGGCCGCGACCCGCUGAUGCAGGACACCGUGGCGCGGGUGAUCCGCGCGGCGCGCGAGCGGUCGCUGCCGCUCGUCCUGGACGCCGACGCGCUGCUCGUGGUCCAGAAGGACCCCGCGCUGGUCCGCGGGUACAGGCUGGCUGUACUGACGCCCAACGUCGUUGAGUUCUCGCGGCUAUGCAAGGCGCUGGGCGUCGACGAGGCUGAGGCCAAGGACAGCGCCGCGGCGGGGUCCGGGGGAGGGGAGGAGGCGAAGGAGACGGCCAAGGUGGAGGCGCUCGCCAAGGCGCUGGAGGGCGUGACGGUCGUGCAAAAAGGCGGCAAGGACUUCAUCUCGAACGGAAAGGACACGCUAGUCGUCGAUCUGGAGGGCGGGCUGAAGCGGAGCGGCGGGCAGGGCGACACGCUCACGGGGUCGAUCGCCACGUUCCUGGGAUGGAGGAACGCCUAUCUCGAGGGCCUGUGGGACACGGGCGACGACAAGAUGGCUGAGGACGAGCUGGUCAGGCUGGCCGCUUUUGGCGGCAGUGCCAUCACGAGGGAGUGCUCCAGACGGGCCUUCCUGAGGAAGGGCCGCAGCUUGCAGGCAAGCGACCUUACGGACGAGGUCCACGGGUCAUUUAUGGCCUUGUUUGGCGAGGUUGACGGCAAGGCGGGUGCCACCAAGCUGUGA
This is a messenger RNA of Colletotrichum graminicola M1.001, 1050 nucleotides long. RefSeq names its product carbohydrate kinase. NCBI's taxonomy places the organism in Eukaryota, Fungi, Ascomycota, Sordariomycetes, Glomerellales, Glomerellaceae. The coding region runs from base 1 to 1050 and encodes 349 amino acids. The transcript is spliced from 4 exons. Gene Ontology annotation, biological process: metabolite repair. Gene Ontology annotation, molecular function: ATP-dependent NAD(P)H-hydrate dehydratase activity. The record is from RefSeq and is a predicted model, not a curated record.